AAUUUUGCGCAGCUAUUUAAGGCGUUACGGUGUGUUGUCAACAGUUAUGCUAACCACAGAAGCCAGGGCGAAAUGAUAUUCAACAAAUAUAUACUCAUCACAGUGCAUGUUGAUACGCUUUCAAUAGAUUCUUGAGAGAUGACAUAUAGUUAGCUGUCUAAACACGCUGUCGCGUUGUCUUGUACUGCACCAGAUUACAGUGAGUAACCAAUCCGCCUUAAACAUGCUUACGUCUGCUAGGUAGUUCAAGCUAGUGAGCAUUAGCCACUUAGCUGUCUGGAUGGCCAACGCAAUAGAAGAGAUGUGGUCAGAUACACUAAGGAUUAUCACUUCAUGACCCUUUUAACUCUCGGUGUGGAGGAAAUGACCCAGCUUAGCGUUCGCCGCUGGACCACCAAGCACGUCGCCCGGUGGCUGAAAGAGGAGGGCUUCUGUGACUACGUGGACCUGCUGUGCAACCGGCACCGACUGGACGGCACCAGCCUGCUCAGCCUCAGCGAGUAUGACCUCCGCUCGCCACCCCUGGAGCUCAAGGUGCUCGGGGACAUCAAGCGGCUGAUGCUGUCCAUUCGCAAGCUCCAGAAGCAGAACAUGGACCUGCUGGAGGAGCUGGGCCUGCCCUUCGACGGCCACUCCCCCACGGGCCCCGGAGGCGGCCUGGACUGGCUGUGCAACGGGGACGGCGGCCGGGAGUGCGACAGCGCGGAGACGGCGCCGGUCGGCGAGGAGUACCAUCAGUACACCAACGGGAAGUACAAGCAGCAGUCUCGCCGCCUGGACCCCGAGUACUGGAAGACGGCGCUCAGCUCCGUGUACGUGGUGUUCGUGUUCGGGUUCACCUCCUUCGUCAUGGUCAUCGUUCACGAGCGUGUGCCGGACAUGCGCACCUACCCUCCACUGCCGGACAUCUUUUUAGACAGUGUUCCCAGAAUACCCUGGGCCUUUGCCAUGGCUGAGGCUUGUGGCGUGAUCCUCUGCAAUAUCUGGCUGCUGGUUCUACUGCUCCACAAGCACAGGUCUAUCCUGCUACGCCGCCUCUGCAGCCUCAUGGGCACGGUGUUCAUGCUGCGCUGCAUCACCAUGUUCGUCACCUCCCUGUCCGUCCCGGGACAGCACCUGCAGUGCUCGGGAAAGAUUUAUGGGGACAUGUGGGCCAAACUUCAUCGAGCAGUGGCCAUCUGGAGCGGCUUCGGGAUGAGCCUCACCGGAGUGCAUACAUGCGGGGACUACAUGUUCAGCGGCCACACGGUGGUGAUCACCAUGCUCAACUUUUUUGUCACAGAGUACACCCCCCGGACGUGGAACUUCAUCCACACCCUGUCGUGGGUCCUCAACCUGUUUGGCAUCUUCUUCAUCCUGGCCGCCCAUGAGCACUACUCCAUCGACGUCUUCAUCGCCUUCUACAUCACCACCAGACUCUUCCUGUACUACCACACGCUGGCCAACACGCGGGCCUACCAGCAGAGCCGCCGCGCCCGCAUCUGGUUCCCCAUGUUCUCCUUCUUCGAGAGCAACGUCAACGGCCCCGUGCCCAACGAGUACUGCUGGCCCUUCGCCAGGCCCGUCUCGCUGCGGCGCUUUUUUGGCUGAGGGCGUCCAGACUCAAAGCGUGCCAGUGGUAUAUAUUUUUUAUUUUAUUUUUUUGUCCUCCAUCUAACUGUUGCCAACUGUUUGAGAGCCUUCCCCCAUGGCUCAGGUCACCCUGACGAUGCCUGGGACCGGCAGGGUGCAAACGUCAUGAUGAAACGUCAUGUUCUGGACUUCUGUCAGUAUUUCCAGGAGUGGAUCAUGUAGGAUCCAAUGAACCGCCCAGAGCUUGUUAAAACACGAUACAAUUCACUUUUCAUUCACAUUUAACACGCGUCAGUACAAAAAGGGCACGUCACUUCAAUCGUAUUUUAAUUAAGUGGCUUGCACAGUAUUUUUUUUAUGUUGUUAAAUUAGAACUAUUUCAAGAAUAGAAAUAAAUGUAUUUAUAGACAAACAUAAUUCUCAAUCAACAUGCAAUUUAUUGUGAAAUUAACAUCACUUUUUAUGUCAAGUUCUAUGAUAAGGAUUAAGUGAACAUUUGCUGGUAAACUUUGUAUAUUUCAUUUACCUUGAGCUCUAUAGACAUUAGUAAAAGCAAUCAGGGCUAUCGGGACACGGUUGAAUCUUGCACUACAGCCCUUACUCACGAUGUAUAACGGGUGGCAGUGCUUCAAACAACUAAUUGAUCUACAUUCCGAAUUCCCAUGUUCUCAACAGCUUUAGUAGUCACUAACUUCCACCGCCACUAAUGUAAUUCUUGUUGUGAAAUUAAGCAGAUCUUGAAAAUGUUUGUUAGUGUGGCUUUAAUGUUAGUUUUUCAAAUGCCCCUGCCUUUCUCUUGAUUAUGUAAACUAAAGAAUAAUGUGAAUAGAGCCAAAAUGGAUGUUGUGUAAGAGGUUCUAAAAAUCCUUUUAAUUUGCCAAUCACCAUUGAUGUUGCAAAAGGCUUGUCUGUAGAAGAAAUAGCUGAUGUCUUUAAUGUUAAAUGGCUUUCAAGGUAAAUGGCCAUGUGUCAGUGGAUAGAUAGCUGUAUGUAUCCUUUUUGUAUUAAUAUGUAAUAUACAUGACUAGAAAAGUACAAUUUAUGCCUAAAUUAAUACCAAGGGAGUGGUGUCUUUUGAGUAGCAUUUGCUUACAUUUGUACGUAUGUGUUCAUUUUGUAUUAAUUUAUUUUGUAAAUGUCAAGUAUUUUUUAUAUUUUAUAUAUAAGGUUAUUGCAACAUUGCACAUUCAGAGGCUAUGUUUACAGUUGCUCAUAACUAUGUAUUUGUUUAUAAAGACUGCAUUUUUUUGUAUUGCCACUAUACAAUAAAGUUGUAAUGUCAUUUGUAUUCAUCUUUAAAUUGAAUAAAAAUACACAAAUCCUCUGCCAGACACAAGUUAAA
Messenger RNA from Gadus morhua (Atlantic cod), 2914 nucleotides. It is a transcript of the gene samd8b, whose product is annotated as sterile alpha motif domain containing 8. Gene Ontology annotation, molecular function: protein binding; ceramide cholinephosphotransferase activity; sphingomyelin synthase activity. Gene Ontology annotation, cellular component: endoplasmic reticulum membrane; plasma membrane; Golgi membrane. The transcript has 6 exons. Lineage: Eukaryota; Metazoa; Chordata; Actinopteri; Gadiformes; Gadidae. Gene Ontology annotation, biological process: ceramide biosynthetic process. The record is from RefSeq and is a predicted model, not a curated record. The coding region runs from base 334 to 1590 and encodes 418 amino acids.